CAAUGGCUCUGGUUGUCCCGUCCCGUCCUCUUCAGCUGCAGGUCUUACCAGAUCACCACGUGGCCCUCUGUCUCUGUCUCUUCUCCCUAUUCCAUCUCCACAAUGCGCUUCACAGAUCCGGGCAUCAGCCAUGUGCUGGCAGUGGCGGCAGUGUCUGCCCUGCUCCCAGCGACGAUCUCUGCGCAAGGCUGCCCUUACGCCAACAAACAGCGGGCGAACGUCGCCGACCUGCCGUCAAUCAAGCGGGCCGAUGCGUCUUCCGACACCGCCUUUGGUCGCUGCCCUAUUGUCAGCAAUGAGGCUGGGGGUGGCACGCGCAGUAAAGAUUGGUGGCCCUGCCAGCUGAAGCUCGACGUUCUCCGACAAUUCCAGCCGUCUGUCAAUCCUUAUGGUGGCGACUUCGACUACCUCAAGGCUUUCCAGUCCCUGGACUACGCAGCACUCAAGAAGGACCUCGAGGAGCUCAUGACGGAGUCGCAAGACUGGUGGCCCGCAGACUUUGGCCACUACGGCGGACUUUUCAUCCGUAUGGCCUGGCACAGCGCUGGCACGUACCGGUCCAGAGACGGCCGAGGUGGUGCCUCAAUGGGCCAGCAGCGCUUCGCCCCUCUGAACAGCUGGCCCGACAAUGGCAAUCUGGACAAGGCACGGCGUCUGCUUUGGCCGAUCAAGCAGAAGUAUGGGUCCAAGAUCUCCUGGGCGGACUUGAUAAUCAUGACGGGCAACGUGGCACUUGAGACAAUGGACUUCAAGACGCUGGGCUUCGCAGCCGGUCGCAUCGAUACUUGGCAGUCUGACGAAGCCAUCUACUGGGGUGCGGAGACGACAUUCGUUCCCGAGGGCAACGACAAGCGCUACAACGGCAGCACGGACAUCUAUGAGCGCGCAGACAAGCUGGAGAAGCCGUUGGCAGCAACCCACAUGGGUCUCAUCUACGUCAAUCCAGAGGGCCCCGACGGCAGUUCGGACCCCAAGGCCUCGGCACUGGAUAUCCGCGAAACGUUUGGCAACAUGGGAAUGAAUGACAGCGAGACAGUAGCCCUCAUUGCGGGUGGCCACGCUUUCGGCAAGACCCACGGCGCUGUCGCGUCCAGCAACAUCGGCCCUGCCCCUGAGGGCGCCUCUCUCGGAGAAAUGGGCCUGGGCUGGCACAACAGUGUCGGCAGUGGCAACGCUGACCUGGCCACGACCAGUGGGCUCGAGGUCAUUUGGACAAAGACGCCCACCAAGUGGAGUAACGACUUCCUGACUUCGCUGUUCAAGAACAACUGGACGCUGGUGACUAGCCCGGCCGGCGCCAAGCAAUGGGAGGCGGUCAAUGGCACCCUCGACUACCCGGAUCCCUUUGACAAGACCAAGUUCCGUCACGCCACUAUGCUGACGUCAGAUCUGGCGCUGCUCCACGAUGACAUUUACCGACCCAUUGCCCAGAACUUCCAAGAGAAUCCAGAGCAGCUCGCCGAGGCCUUCCGCCAGGCCUGGUUCAAGCUGACCCACCGCGACUUGGGUAACAACAUGAACUACCUGGGUCCUGAUGCUCCAACUGAGACCUUCAUCUGGCAAGACCCUCUCCCCGCGGCGCCCAAGGACACCAUCAGCGAGGCCGAUGUGGCCAAGCUCAAGGCCGCUAUUCUUGGGGCACCCGAUCUGGAUGUUUCUAAGCUCGUCGCUACCGCCUGGGGCUCUGCAUCCACCUACCGCCACUCUGACCGCCGUGGUGGUGCCAACGGCGCUCGCAUCGCCCUCGAACCUCAGGUCAACUGGGCCUCCAACAACCCCAAGCAGCUCGCCCAGGUGCUCUCCUCCCUCAAGAAGAUCCAGGCCGACUGUGGUGUCAACGUCUCGCUGGCUGACCUGAUCGUGCUGGGAGGCGCCGCGGCCAUCGAAAAGUCUAUCACGGAUGCCGACCUUGGCUUCGCCAUCUCGGUCCCAUUCCACCCGGGUCGUGUCGAUGCCUCGCAGGACUCGACCGACGUUUCCACGUUUGCCUUCCUAGAACCGCAAGUUGACGGCUUCCGCAACUACGGCCACGGCACUGCUCGCGCGCGCACGGAAGAGUUCUUGGUCGACAUGGCCAACCAACUGACGCUCACCCCGCCAGAGCUCACCGUCCUCGUGGGAGGUAUGCGCGCUCUGGGCGCCACUUUUGACGGCUCCACGACAGGCGUGCUCACCGCCACACCAGGCAAGCUGACCAACGACUAUUUUGUCAACAUCUUGGACAUGUCCACGGCCUGGCAGAGCGAGGGUGGCGACAGUGCGCAAGAGAAGUGGAUCGGCGUGGACCGCAAGAGCAACGCCACCAAGUGGACCGCCACCCGCUCCGAUCUUGUCUUUGGGUCUCACGCCGAGUUGCGGGCCAUCUGCGAGGUGUACGCUUCGAGCGAUGCCAAGGAGAAGUUCGCGCGGGACUUUGUGGCUGCUUGGGCCAAGGUCAUGGAUCUGGACAGGGCGGACCUGCGCAAGGCCGCUGCUAGCAAGAAAUAAAUGGCCAGGACUGGAGGAGCGGGAGACGCGAGAAGUCAAGAUUUCCAAUAUGUAGCUUUGCCCACGCUCGUACAUAUGUCCCGUAACAUAAUUUUAGAAUGACCACCAUGUUGUGGAGAUCCUCCCA
Microdochium trichocladiopsis is the source of this 2614-nucleotide messenger RNA. RefSeq names its product fungal Magkatg2. Bases 103 to 2487 code for a protein of 794 amino acids. Gene Ontology annotation, molecular function: heme binding; catalase activity. Gene Ontology annotation, cellular component: cytosol. The record is from RefSeq and is a predicted model, not a curated record. Lineage: Eukaryota; Fungi; Ascomycota; Sordariomycetes; Xylariales; Microdochiaceae. Gene Ontology annotation, biological process: cellular response to hydrogen peroxide; hydrogen peroxide catabolic process. The transcript has a single exon.